AUGGCUUCAGUACCGACUGCCAAAGACGAGAAGGAGAAGAAAAAUGAGGCCUUGGCUACGGCUAUCUUGAAGGAUAAGGUGAAGCCGAACAGGCUCAUCGUUGAUCAGAGUGACAAGGAUGACAACUCGAUUAUUGCUCUCAGUCAAGCUAAAAUGGACGAACUUGCACUGUUCCGUGGUGACACCGUUGUGCUCAAGCCCGCUAUUUGCAGGGAAAGAAGAGAAAAGAGACUGUUCGCCAUCGUUCUCGCUGAUGAUAACUGCUCUAAUGACAAGAUUAGAAUGAACCGUGUGGUCCGUCAUAAUCUUCGCGUACGCCUUGGAGAUGUCGUAAGUGUAACAGCAGCUCCAAACAUCGGUUAUGGCAGGCGCGUGCAUGUUCUUCCAAUCGAUGACACUGUUGAAGGGCUCACAGGAAACCUCUUUGAAGUCUUCCUGAAGCCAUACUUUGUUGAAGCGUACAGACCUCUUCAUAAAGGUGAUAUUUUCACUGUC
Molecule: messenger RNA, 495 nt
Organism: Cooperia oncophora
Lineage: Eukaryota; Metazoa; Nematoda; Chromadorea; Rhabditida; Trichostrongylidae
Source: the annotation of a GenBank genome assembly